This is a messenger RNA of Zerene cesonia (dogface butterfly), 3120 nucleotides long. RefSeq names its product solute carrier family 35 member F5. The transcript has 10 exons. Lineage: Eukaryota; Metazoa; Arthropoda; Insecta; Lepidoptera; Pieridae. The record is from RefSeq and is a predicted model, not a curated record. Gene Ontology annotation, biological process: regulation of peptide transport. The coding region runs from base 287 to 1669 and encodes 460 amino acids.
GAAUACUUUGACAGUGACAGUUAAAUGGUUUCAUACCAGAAAUCUGUUUUGUAAUUUAAUUGCAAAUAUUCGCGACGAUAGCCGUGAAUAUAAAUGUUAUAAGAAAAAAUAAAAGUCAAGUGUUUGUGAGGAAAAUAACUGUGAUAUACUUUCAUAGAUACACAAAUAAUGAUCAAAAGCUAUACUAGUUAUUCUUUGAUAAAUUUUAUAGGUUUUUCAUAAACCGAUCAGUAUUUCCAUUAUAUUUCUACUAUUUACCUUUUUCAAACUCUUAUAAUUUAUCUUAAUGUUGACUUUAUGUCAUAACUACUACCGCGUAUUAACGAAUAAUAAAAAUAGCAAAAAUGAGGUACAAGAUUUCAGUAGAAGAAAAUAUGCGUUUGGUAUAUUUAUUUUAUUCCUUGUUGCUGUUUUAUGGGUUGUGUCCUCAGAGCUUACAAAGUAUAUUUACACAGAGAAGAAAUUAGAAAGACCAUUCCUUGUGACGUAUAUACGAAGCUCGUUAUUGUUUAUAUACCUUUUAGUAUUAUGCUUUACACCACCUACAAAAGAUCCAUGUCAACCUGCUGAUUACACUCAACUUGUAGAACCAACAAACGAAACAGAUGAUGAAAAUUUUUAUAAUGAGGCGACAAAUAGUUUAGGUGACUCUAUGUUUGUGCCAGUAAGGCCAGGAGAGACAACAGACAGUGAUGAUGCAACUCCAAGAGCAGUACGCUUUAACAAAGUUGCAGAGGUCCGCGUCAUGUCAGCGGCAAUGGCGGGUGAGGCUCUUUUGGCGCGUCUUUCGUGGUCGGCGUCCAUACGCGCGACAGAAUACGCGCAACGACGGGCCGCCGCAGCUGCCACCCGACGGCAUAUACGACUUGCACUUAUGUUUACAAUACCUUGGUUUAUAUCGAACUAUCUUUACCGUUUGAGCUUAUUGCACACGUCGAGUUGUUCAGCCACAAUCUACACUUCCACGACGAGCGCGUUUGCCCUCACACUUGGCGCGCUUUUCGCACAAGUGCCCACAGACAGAUUUAACUUCUCAAAGUGUGUGGCUGUUCUACUUACUGCGGCUGGACUUGUAGUUCUAGGUAUAUCUGAGAGCCAUCAAAGUAAUUGGCUGGCCGUGUUAGCGGCGCUGGGCUCCGCCUUGUGCUACGCGGUGCACUUGUUAAUGUUCCGACGAGAGUUGAGGAAAGGGGACGGGAUUAACUCUUUUUUGCUCGUUGGUAUAGUUGGAUGCACAUGUGGUUGCUUAAUAUGGACAUUCGGGGGUGUGCUAGCGGUGGCUGGCGUUGAGAAAGCUGAGCUUCCAUCUCCAAAAUUAUGGAGUUGGUUACUUCUAGAUGCCGCCUUGAGUCCACUCCUUAUGGAGUCCUUGUGGCUUUGGGGUAGAUCGCUGACGUCGUCGCAGGCGGCGACCGGCGUGCUCGCCACCGCCGUGCCGCUGGCGGCGUGCGUGGAGGCGUGGCGCGCGGGGCCCAGCGCGUGGCACGCGGCCGCCGCCGCGCUCUCCUCCGCCGGCUGGGCGGCCGGCGCGCUCGACCUCGCCGACAUCCCCGCGCCCGUCACCUGGCUCAACGUGCGCUUGCGAGCCGCUGAGGGGUUCACGACGAUACGAAAUAUAUCAGAUUUGGACGAGCAAUCAGAAGCACUAAUAUCGGAUGACCCUACGUAACACAACAAUAAAGUUUAGACAUAAUUUUUAAGUUAGUGUGACUAUAAGCACCGGGUUUGCUGUGUGACACCCGCGUUUUAUCGACUUGUAUCACUUAAGUUAUCCAUUAAAAAAUAUAAAUUUUUAUCAACAACUUAUUAAAACCUAUCGAUUUAAGAUUUUUUUUAAACAAAUUCUCUGAGGAAAGGAGUUCAAAUAGUGUAUAUUAAUAUACAAUAUUGCUUGAAAAUUUAGUGUAAUAUUUUUAUUAUUUCUGCAAGGCUUUACCUCAACAAUUGAUGUUUGUAUUGAUCUCAAAAAAUUCACAGAAGUAACAAUUUCAAAUGCAUAAUUUCACGAAUGAUUCCUCUUUUGACUAAAACAGGUAAUUUAAGUGAAGCAAAUCGUUACUCCUAGUCUAUGGUGUAUAGCAUUUAUCAUCGUUUAGAAAAAAAUAAAUAUUUAAUAUAAGUCUUGACCUUUGUAUCAUUCCAUCAAUAAUUUUUCAAAGUAUUAUUUAUUGCUGUAUAUAAAUAUAAAUUAUUACUGGACGAUGUAUGUAUAUUUUCUUUAUCGAAAAUUUUUAUAUUUCAUUUAUGUCACAUUAUUUUUUAAACGGAAAUAGUUUAUAUUUUUACUAAUGGAUUCAAUUCAUUGAGAAGUGAAAUAAAUGACUAUCAUUUGUAUUUUGUUUGCUUUAAACAUAAAUAAAAAAUAAGUAAUUGUGUUUGGUGUUAAAUAGUUUUCAUAUUGACUCUAAAAUGCAUAUAAGAAACAAUUCCUAAACUGAAGAUAUAGACAAUUAUUAUUAUUAUUAUUACUAUAAGAAUUAAACAACUAGAAAAGACUAUAUUUUCCGAAUAAUUAGUAUAUUAGCAUGUGUGUGGUCGAAUCGGACAUAGAAUUCAUAACUAAGUAUUCAUGCAUAGUCCAUAAUAAGUCCGAAUAAGAUUUUAUUUUAAAUUGUCGGCCGUAACCUAAUUCAUCAAGAAUAUAGAAUUGUUUAUAUGCCGUUUCGGAAUUUCUUCGUGUUUCAUCAUAUUGUAUUUAGGUUGCCUGGUUUAAUUUCUCACGAAUUUUAUAUUUAAAUACAUAGAUAUAUAAUGAUUCGUUUUAAAAUGAUGCAUGAUUUCACAUACAUCAUUGUAAAGUCAGUAUUGCAACUGCGUAUAAUGACUAUGUAGAUCAUUUCUUCCAAUCGUGUUAUAACUAUUCUUUUUUAAUGAUUUUACAAAGCGCUGUUAGAAUGUUACAAUAUCUAUUACAUUAAAAACGUUUUCGGGUUUUUCUGGUAAUUCAAAUUUUCAUGAUAUUAUUCAUUUAAUAUACAAUUAAUAGCCUUAGAUAGGAUUAAAAAAGGUAUUUUUUAACUAUCGCAUAUUUGCAUUGAGCACAAUGUCAUAAAAUAAAUAUGUAAUUAAUUUUUAACUUUAUUUCUGUAUGUGUAAUAAACGAACAGCUUGAAAUAUAAA